GACCAAUCAAAUAGCUUGAAGCAUCCACGUGUCGCGCAGGAGAAUCAGUAAAUAAGAAACAGUGGAAUCCAAUCCAAGUCAAACACACAGCCUAACAAACAAAACUGAGAAAGGAGAAAAGAAGUCCACAGACCCCGGCAAAGAGAAGAGCUGAGAGAGUAAGAAAUUCCUCCCCUCUCUCUCUCUCUUUCAACCACACAAUCUUGAAUCUCCAAUGGCGGCGACGAUGUACCCGGCGGCAGCUACGGCCGCUUCUUCCACCACUUCCUUCCUACUCCCUGCCAUCCCCGCCGUUAGAACCGUCCGCUGCUCUCGCUUACCUCUCCUUCCACCUCGCUCCUCCUCCUCCCGCUUCUCGCCUGCUUCGCUCAAAGCGCUCUCAGGUACGCUUUUGUUUCACUGUUACGCCGCCCAAUCGCGCCACUGUUUUCACUUUCCUACUCGCCCUAGUUUCAGACAGGCGUUGGGAAUUCUGUUUCCUGGAAAAUCCCGGGAAAAAUGUUAUCUGGUUUCCACCUUGUGUUGUUGUGUGUCUUCCAUUCUUUAGGAUUGAGAGCAAUUUGCAUUUGCUCUUUCGGCGCUACCGAAUGUUAGGGCGGGUGAAUCAAGCUCUUGUUUCAGCCAUUGAUUUUGCCUUUUUAUUUGCCAGGAUAAGGCAGCUGUUGUGAGUUAUAUUGGGUUUGUUAGAAUGUCGAUUAGAAAACCUGGAUGUUGGUAGUUGAUAUAGAAGGAGGCAUAUGCUAAAUUGAAGUAGUAUUAUGCCAUUUCAUUCACCUAUGAAUAUGUGUACAUGCUUAUUGUUUCAUCUUCAUCCGAAGCAGAAUCCUCGCGGGUUUCCCUGCUCCAGACCAGAGCCACCUCUUCAGAUGAGAGCUCGGUCGAUACUAGUGAGAUCUUCACCGAUCUCAAGGAGAAGUGGGAUGCAGUGGAGAACAAGUCCACCGUGCUUGUCUAUGGAGGUGGGGCAAUAGUCGCUGUUUGGCUAUCAUCCAUUCUCGUAGGUGCCAUCAAUUCGGUGCCUUUGGUAAGUCGGAGUUUUCGAUGGUUUGCUAUAAUAGUGUGGAUGACAAUGGUUGUUUACAUAAGUAAUUGGCUCUUCUCCGUUUUUGUUCUGCAAACUUGCAGCUCCCUAAGAUCAUGGAGUUGGUCGGGCUUGGCUACACCGGCUGGUUUGUCUACAGAUACCUCCUGUUCAAGCAAAGCAGGAAAGAACUGGCUACAGAUAUUGAGACAUUGAAGAAGAAGAUUGCUGGGACGGAAUGAGAUAGAGAAGUAUCUUUCAAUUCUCGAUUAUGUUUGCAUCGUGAGGAAUCACAUCCGUCGUGUCAUGUAUGUAGUAGUAACAUGUGUAGAGUAGAGGUUGCCCUAUGACUGGAAUUCAUGUGACCUAAGUGCUACCCCCAUUGUUCUGUUUUGCUUUUCGUGAUUUGUAAUAAAAAAGAGUGCAGAUUUCUUCAAGGCUUGAAAGUAGAAGAAUAAAUCGUCCAAGCAAAACAGUAACAAUGAUGUAUCAUAACAGAUAAACUAGUACUUCACAG
Messenger RNA from Linum tenue, 1538 nucleotides. Lineage: Eukaryota; Viridiplantae; Streptophyta; Magnoliopsida; Malpighiales; Linaceae. The record is from the annotation of a GenBank genome assembly.